This is a messenger RNA of Fusarium pseudograminearum CS3096, 936 nucleotides long. RefSeq lists its product as uncharacterized. The transcript is spliced from 3 exons. Lineage: Eukaryota; Fungi; Ascomycota; Sordariomycetes; Hypocreales; Nectriaceae. Gene Ontology annotation, molecular function: zinc ion binding; oxidoreductase activity. The record is from RefSeq and is a predicted model, not a curated record. The coding region runs from base 1 to 936 and encodes 311 amino acids.
AUGCUAGUUUGUAGAAGCGACCAUUCACUUCUGACGAUAGAAAAGCAAGCAGCUUGGUUCCAGGAAAAGUACAUCUUGGGUCACGAAGGUUGCGGACAGAUUAUUGAAAUAGGCAGCAAUGUUCAAGACAAAGGACUGAAAGUGGGAGACAUUGUAGCUCUUCAUGCGGUCCCAGGCUGUGGCCAAGACGAUUGCCCCGAAUGUUCUCGCGAUCUAGCUCAACUGUGUGAAAGAGGCCAUCACUCAGGCAUUGGCCAGGAUGGCUUUUACGCGCCGUUUACAGCUGUCGAUAUUCGAGCUGCAGUCAAGGUUCCUGAAGGUGUAACGCCAGCCGAAGCAGCAGUGGCCACCGACGCUGUGACCACAGCCUAUCACGCCAUCACUAGGAGAGGAGAAGUGAAGAAACAUGAAACAGUAUUUUUAUUCGGUCUUGGUGGUCUAGGAUUCAAUGCCCUUCAGAUCGUUCGUCAUAUUGGGUCACGAGUGGUAGUUUCUGAUAUCCGACAAGAACUGCUUGAUGAAGCCAAAGCUCUGGGUAUACCUGAAAAAGAUAUCGUUCCAGUGGGAAAGCAGCCUCAACAAUUUAUCAAAGAUAAUGGUCUAGAGGGAAAGAUCGACACUGUCCUUGACUUCGUUGGAACCCAUCAGACAUUCGAAGACGCUCAACAUAUCGUACGUCGCGGGGGCAAACUCCUCUGCAUCGGAAGCCUGGACACAGAAAACACAAUCCACAUGAAGAUCGGCACCAGGAAGAGGCUUUCUUUCAUCUUCUCAUAUGGUGGUCAAGUCAGAGAUUUAAAAAAGGUUCUCGACCUUAUUGCUUCUGGUCACAUCAGCCCACGAGUUGAAACCAGAAAGCUUCCUGAUUUUGAGGAAGUGCUUGGGGCACUGGGUGAAGGGAAGAUUAAAGCAAGAGUGGCAUUACUACAUGAUUAG